Messenger RNA from Cordyceps fumosorosea ARSEF 2679, 1281 nucleotides. RefSeq names its product AP-2 complex subunit mu-1. The transcript is spliced from 3 exons. The coding region runs from base 1 to 1281 and encodes 426 amino acids. Gene Ontology annotation, biological process: intracellular protein transport; clathrin-dependent endocytosis. Gene Ontology annotation, cellular component: cytoplasmic vesicle; AP-2 adaptor complex. Gene Ontology annotation, molecular function: clathrin-cargo adaptor activity. The record is from RefSeq and is a predicted model, not a curated record. Lineage: Eukaryota; Fungi; Ascomycota; Sordariomycetes; Hypocreales; Cordycipitaceae.
AUGCUUUCCGGCGUGCUGAUAUUCAAUCAAAAAGGCGAGAACCUCAUCUUUCGCGCCUUCCGCAAUGACUGCCGCCCGCGACUCGCCGACGUCUUCCGCAUCCAGGUCAUCUCCAACGCGCAGGUCCGGUCUCCCAUCCUGACGCUCGGCAGCACCACCUUCAGCCACGUCAAGCACGAGAACAUCUACCUCGUCGCGAUAACGAAGAGCAAUGCCAACGCGGCGCUGGUGUUUGAGUUCCUGUACCGCCUCAUACAGCUAGGCAAGGGCUACUUUGGCAAGUUUGACGAGGAGGCCGUCAAGAACAACUUUGUCUUGGUUUACGAAUUGCUAGAUGAAAUUAUCGACUUUGGAUACCCUCAAAACACCGAAACGGACACGUUGAAGAUGUACAUCACCACGGAAGGCGUCAAGUCCGAGGCGCGACCAGAAGACACCUCCAAGAUCACGAUGCAGGCCACGGGCGCCUUGUCCUGGCGCAAGGCGGACGUCAAGUACCGAAAAAACGAAGCAUUCGUCGACGUCAUCGAAGACGUCAACCUGCUCAUGUCGGCGACCGGCGCGGUCCUACGCGCCGACGUCACCGGCCAGAUCGUCAUGCGGGCGUACCUCUCCGGCACGCCCGAGUGCAAGUUCGGCCUCAACGACCGGCUGCUCCUCGACAACGACGGGCUCAAUUCGCUGCAAAGCGGCAACAAGCUCGGCUCCAAGGCGACCAAGGCCGCCGCGGGCAGCGUGACCCUGGAAGACUGCCAGUUCCACCAGUGCGUGCGCCUCGGCAAGUUCGACAGCGACCGCAUCAUCAGCUUCGUGCCGCCCGACGGCGAGUUCGAGCUGAUGCGGUACCGCGCGACGGAGAACGUCAACCUACCGUUCAAGGUGCACGCCAUCGUCAACGAGGUCGGGCGGUCCAAGGUGGAGUACAGCAUCGGCGUACGGGCCAACUUUGGCCCCAAGCUGUUCGCCACCAACGUCGUGGUGCGCAUCCCGACGCCGCUCAACACGGCCAAGAUCGUGGAGCGCUGCACCCAGGGCAAGGCCAGGUACGAGCCCAGCGAGAACUGCAUCGUCUGGAAGAUUGCGCGCUUCACGGGGCAGAGCGAGUACGUGCUGAGCGCCGAGGCCCAGCUGACGAGCAUGACGAACCAGCGCGCGUGGAGCCGGCCGCCGCUGAGUCUGAAUUUCAGCCUGCUCAUGUUUACGAGCUCGGGGCUACUGGUGCGGUACCUGAAGGUGUUUGAGAAGAGCAACUAUUCCAGCGUCAAGUGGGUGCGAUUUUAA